This is a messenger RNA of Oreochromis niloticus (Nile tilapia), 2306 nucleotides long. RefSeq lists its product as uncharacterized. Lineage: Eukaryota; Metazoa; Chordata; Actinopteri; Cichliformes; Cichlidae. The coding region runs from base 30 to 1034 and encodes 334 amino acids. The record is from RefSeq and is a predicted model, not a curated record. The transcript is spliced from 2 exons.
AGGGCAGGUUACAGUCCCGUUGUUUGCACAUGCUGGCUCGCAAACUGAUCAUGUGGAGCAGCAUCAAUCUGUUGUCACUGAGAGCUACUCCCAUUCCAGGAGCUCUGAACUUGGGAGCAGACUUAAUGUCCAGGGGGAACCCGCAGUACGGGGACUGGACCCUGCAUCCACAGGUGGUGACCCAAAUCUGGACCCGCUUUGGCCAGCCACAGGUCGACUUGUUUGCCUCGAGGGAGAACGCUCAGUGUCCACUGUAUUUCUCCCUGAGGGACCAGGAGGCUCCGCUAGGGGUAGAUGCAUUGGCUCACAAUUGGCCACAUGCUCUACUUUAUGCGUUCCCUCCACUGGCUUUAAUUUCUCCCACUCUAACCACAGUGAGAGAGAGAGGGCUAACAAUAAUAUUGAUCGCCCCAAGGUGGGUAUUUGAGGAGUGGUAUGGAAAGUCUCACACUCUCUCCUUUCAGUGCUCUAUGACAACAAUUCUCUCCUUUCUCCAGGAACUGUUAGAUAAAGGAAAGGCCUUUUCCACAAUUAAAGUAUAUCUAGCAGCCAUUUCAGCCUGUCAUGUGGGCUUCGUGGAUGGCCCAGUGAGCCAUCACCCGCUAGUCCGCUAUUUUAUGAAAGGGGCACAACAACUCCACCCGGUUUCUAAACCUCUCGUCCCCACAUGGGAUUUAUCCCUGGUGCUGGGGGCAGUUUCACAGCCACCAUUUGAGCCACUAAGCCAGGUGGAAAUAAAAAUCCUGUCUUUGAAGACUGCAUUGCUCCUGGCUCUCGCAUCUGCGAAGCAUAUCAGCGAUAUUCAUGCGCUGUCGAUACACAAACAGUGCACCCGAUUCACGCGGGAUAACUCUAGAGUCAUACUCAGGCCAAAUCUGGCCUUUGUGCCCCAAAAUCCUUAUCUCCAAUGCACCCCAUUGGAGCUGGAAGCUUUUUGCCCUCCUCCUUUCUCCUCCCCUGAACAGGAGCGCCUAGAUGCUGUCUGUCCAGUUAAGGCUUUAUGUACCUAUACGCAUUUCCCACUGGAUUGUUGAGGCAAUCCAAUUGGCUUAUUCAAGCAUAGCAACCUCUUGGGCCCUUUUUAGGGGUGUCUCUAUAGAGGAGAUAUGUGCAGCAGCGAGCUGGGCUUCACCUUUGACCUUGACCAAGGUUUUACAGGUUGGAUGUCACUGCACCAUCUCUAGCCCACACUGUGUUAUGUUUGGGUCCCCACGAGACCUAAGUUGGCAGUCAGUCGUUCAGAUGGGCUUACCUGGCAAUACGGGAGUCUGCAUAUCUUUGAUAACAUGAGUGAGGUGUCUCACCAGAUCACCCUCCUUGCACGAAGCGAGGAAGAGGUGAGCUUAUCUUGAAUGACGGGUGACGCUGCGUCACACCCUUUUAUAGGGAGGAGGGUGGCCCCUCCCUGACACAAGCGUCAUUACUCCAGCCAAUGCUGGCUGGAGUAAUGACAGAGGCUUCUGAGGACAACGCUGAGAGAGCGUUCCCCACAGUGAGACGCCUCACUCAUGUUAUCAGAGAACAGAGGUUACGGAAUAGAGUAACCUCAAGUUAUUGUCUGAAGCCUUUAUGUGCUUAUAGUUUAUCCACAGCAUUCAAUGAGUGUUUACUAUGAAAGCAGACUGCUGGAUAUUAGGUCUAAUGAAUUAAAGCUACUGUUCAAUCAGCUUUAGUUUGAUUUAUAAAAGACGUAUCACAUUUCCGUGACAAAAGCACUGCAUAAAGAACUGCUAAACUAAUAAUGAUUUUAAAACACUUAUGCUACAGACCAUACUAUCUAAAAUACGUAUUUUUUCAUUUUUAACAAUGGCUUUCAAUGUUACUUACACCCAAAGUAUUUGGUGAAAUAAAGGAUUUUUCCUCCAGGUCAUCUAGUAUGGCAGAAUGUCUUUUUCUGUUUCUUUAAAUAUUCUGAUUACAGAUAACCCAUUUGAAGAUAGGAAAGUUUAAAGAGUUAAAUAAUGAUGUGUCAUAGCAUACUGAUGUUAAUGGGAACCUCGAAAUCACUGAAAGGUAGGAGAUGACUAAAGCUUCCUGCAGUGCCGUAUAUCCGUAGCUUACAUGAUAUAAAGAUCCUGAGCUAAACAUGUGCCAUCGUCCUGUAACCUAAUGGCAGGGCAGCAACAAAACAUAGUAAAUGUAGUACUAGUGUUAUAGCAGUUAAUGUGUGUUUUGAAAGCUUGUCUCCAGUUUUCCUCUAGCUGAAUGUACCGUGUUGUCUCUCUCUUUGUAUUAUUUUGCUCCUGUUUGAGAUUUUUCAGCACACUACUGAGUUGCAGCUCUUAUCUGUCAUUUUCCUCUUACAG